CAUUGUACCGCAGUCGAUUCAACUGAUGCGCUCCAUUUAGAGUUUUUAUAUUCAGUCAAACGAUUUCCCACCUGUGUAAAGUAAAUUCCUAACAUCAGCUAUCAUCCUCAAGAAUCUUCAAAAGAUGUUAGCGUUAUUGAGGUAUGCAUUUGUUUCGAAUCCUCAUUUGCGUUUGAUCCCUCAACGUGGUUUCCACCAAAACUGGAACAUGUACAUUUCAUCGAGGUUUCCUGCAAAUACACAUACUUUGAGAAAUAUUUCACUUAGUCAGUUACAUCCAGUAAUCUCAGUCCACCGUCUUAGCACAAACAGUUCACUGUUUGCACUCGUUCAUGAAGGCAAGCGUAUAGGGAACCACAGUGAUUUUCCAAUAUGGUGUAUAAAUCCAGUAAAAAUUGAGACUCCAGUUCCUAGACCAAAUAAGACUCCUCCAACAAAUUCCAGUGUUGAACCACCGAAGGAACCUAAAAAGAAAGAAGUGAGUUAACCUGUUAAUCAGACUUUUUCAGGAUGAAAAACAAGUGAAACCACCUAUGUGGAUCCGCAUUAAGGAUGGAAUUGUCCAUUAUUAUCAUGGGUUUAGACUUCUUGGUUUGGAGAUUAGAAUCGCCUCUGGAAUUUGUUUCAGAGUUCUUGGGGGCCACACACUAACGAGGAGGGAACGGAAACAACUUGUUCGCACUCUAGCAGAUAUCUUACGCCUUCUACCGUUCUCAGUGUUCAUCAUUGUUCCGUUUAUGGAAAUUCUGAUUCCAUUUUAUGUCAAAUUUUUCCCUUUUAUGCUUCCGAGUACUUUUAAGGACAAAUCAACGGAGGUAUUAGUAAUACAAUAUUUAAUAACUCUUUAGGCUAAUGCCAUUCAACAGAGGCUUAAAGCUAAGCUUGAGUUGACUCAUUUUCUUCAGGAAACUUUGAUGCAAACUGCUGGAGCCUUAAAGAGCAGUUCAGAUGCACCCACUGUUACUGAAUUCCAAGAGUUUAUUAAAAAGGUACAGAAAUCUGGUGAACAGGCUCAAGCUAAAGAUAUUACUAGAUUUUCAAAGCUCUUUGAGGAUCAAGUGACAUUGGAUUCUCUGGAUAAUAAACAGCUUAGAAUGCUAUGUCGACUUCUUUCUCUUCCAACCAUUGGUCCCAGUCAUUUACUAAGAUUUCAAAUUUGGAUACGUGUUAGACAGUUAAAAGCAGAAGAUAAACUGAUAGCGAAUGAAGGUGUUGAUCAGAUACCACCUUGGGAAUUGCAAAGUUUAUGUCAGGAACGUGGAAUGCGUUCAGUUGGUUUACCAAAAGAAAAAUUGCAAUCACAACUUAGUGAAUGGCUUGAUUUACAUCUAGAAAAGAAUGUACCCAUCACUCUCUUAUUAUUCUCUCGGGCACUGCAUGUGACUCAGGCGCUAGUAGAUCAAAAUCCCCUGCAACAAGCUAUUGCUCAAUUACCACCAUCAGCUUCAUCAGAGGCAGUGGCUCGUGUUUUAGAAACCACGCCUCAUGAUGAACUUGAUCCUGUUACCAAAAUCAAAGUGUUACGUGAAGAACAAGACAGUAUUAAAGCUGAACGAGUACAGCGCAAACAAGAGUUAAUUGAAAAGCAAAAAUCUGAAAAAGGUAAAACUAUUAUCACUGGAUUGCCAGAAGGCGAUCAAGCUCCAUUGUUAAAGGGUCUUAAAAAUGAAGGUAAGAUACCAUAUUCGUCUAAGACUUAUUGGUUAGGGAAAACUUUUCUGAUUUGAAUGAAAUUUAUUCGGCAGAUUUUAAACGUUUUCACUUUCAUUUUCCUUUACUUAUACCUUACGUAAAUCAUUCCAUUCAUUCCCAUAAGGCCACCUUUCUGUUAUUUCUCAUGUUCACAUCUAUGUCUCAGUUUGUAUUUAAUAUAAAUUGGGAUAAAUCCCUCUGGUCUAAACUUCGAGUGUCUGUUGGAAAAGUCUCAAAAGUAUCCCUCGUCGGAAUCCCUAGAGGUCCAGAAACGCCAGGAAACGUUUGAUUAAAUCCGCACUGAACAGGAUCUCAGAAUCGCAUCCCGUGGUUUCGACUGGAUAUUCACACGUACUGCCCCUAUAUUUAGUACGGCUCCAUAAAUUUCUGGAAGCCUAAGAUCGUGUGUAACGAUAUAAGUACUCUCGUUUUUCUGUACAUAAACGAACAUUGGAGUAGAGCUUUACUCGCUAUUCGCGCCUUCUCUCUAGUGUUCCAGUUAACAUGGUGAAGUAUUUAGGGAUAUCGGAACCACGCAAGAAGAGAAUUUAGGCGUGUCGGUAACAAGAUUUGUUAGGGUGGAACCCUGCUCCACCUACUUCCGCCUGGGGAUCCGGGCGUGGCAUCACUAGUUCUUACACGUAUAGCAUAGCUUGUAGCCAAUUAUGUCUGGCGAAUGAAAUAAUAAAUAGAAAUAAUUUCAUAUAAUUUUUCCCAUUUACAGAUUUGAACGAAAAAAUUCGUGGCAGAAUUUAUUCAUUUCAUGAAUUCUCCCCAUCUGUUUACAGUCUAAUGAUAAUAAUCAAAUUUGUGUAUUUCAAGUAGAAGUAGAUAGUUGCUUGCAAUGAAAUCUAGGACGUCCGUUUCGUCCUUUUGGGUAUUCGUCUGCUGGAUGUGCCUGGAUACGAGAGUUGAUGUUCACUCUGGGACUCGAACCUAGUACCUUUCGCUUCAAAUUAAAAUCUACCCCAUCGCACAGGUCAGUGGCUAUCUGAAUCCUAUAGCUAAGUGGAUAACACAUUAGCACUUGAAAACCAACUCUAGGAUAUAGGUGAAUCCAGCUGACUAGUCCCCAAAAAGGACGAAACGGGCGUCCUAAAUUCCAUUGCUAGCCAUAGUCAAUUUGUGCUCAAAAUCCUUGUGACCUACUGACAAUAUUGAGACAAUCCGCACAGGACACACAUACACCGAAAGAAACUGGUCAAUUACAGUCCUAAACGCCAAUGGGAAGAUCCAAACAACCAUUAUGUGUGAAUUAAAAUUAAAAACAGUGUAUGAUCCCACUGUGGCGGAGGUUUUUAUAUUCAAAGCCUUUAAGAUAUUGAUGGACUUUUCAGAGAUGCCUUAUACAGACACUCUUGGAUCGGAGUCCUAUUCUACGAAUCUAAUUUGGCGCUGAUAUCAAGAGCAGUGUUGGCCUGCUGCUUGCUCCCAACGUGCUGGGAUACUCUUGUAGUGAACAAAAACACGGGUGGGGACAAUCGAAUGUAUUUAGCACAAAAAUUGCAGACUAUCUCAAUAAAAUGUGAAUACCAUAAAGUCAAUCGUCAAUUUGCAAAAUAUCAUUCCAUCAUAUCAAACUGUACUGUUCCCGUUGCAAACACUAAUCCAUUGUCUCCCAUUCCAUUGUACAUGCGUUUUCUUACAAAUUCCAUUGUGCUCUCGCUCUUCCUUUCUUGAUCUUCGCCAUCUUCUGCUGCUUGACAUUACGUUCUUUUAACGCACGUUAUAUGCUACUUAUAUCAAUAUAAGUAGCUCACACCACACUCUUACCACCAGGUUUCUCGGUCCUGAUAAAAAGUUUACAAAAUUUUCCGACAUCGGGAUCUGUGUUUAUCGAAAAACUUGGGGUUAAUUGGUGUAGUUCUAAUAAGCCUAUAGAAACCCUCUGCCAAUAGGUAGGAUGCUUCACAAAACCGCAUAUAAUUUUACAUGGUAUUUUUUUAUUGCGUUAUAUAAAUGCGGCCAGUGAUCAUCUAUAAUUUUCAGUGAGUAGAUGGCUAGCCUUAGAAGUAGCUUGGUUUGAUAUUUGGUUAUAAUGAAGGCUACAACCAACGUACAUCAAUCCGUUUAGUACGAUGGAUUUUUUGGCCACUGGAACAUAAGAUUUUCGCAAACCAAGGUAUGAUGAUAGUCCUGAUAAGUGUUCUGAAAGGAGCAGGAUUGUUGUACACAGCCACGCCAGAAGUAGCUGACUGUGAUGUGGUAAAUCUAAGUCCAAGCUUGGUAUGCAGACAGAGGGGACCAGGUAGAUCAUUGGCGAUGACUGUGCCAAAAAUCAGGUAGUCUGCGCACAAAGCUAAAGAAGGCAAUCACCUUCAUUUUACCUGCGACUGAUGAGUUCCGACCGAUCACACAAAUAACUCUCAUACUGUGACUCGACCUGUGCAUCCAUAUUUCUGGUUAGCAUUAUAAUAUCUGUCGAACUCACUUUUUAGAGAUCAUUUAACUAACAAUAAAACUCGUUCUUGAUUGCACCCAAGUUGAAAUCUAUCGGGGGACUCGGCGGAGGAAAAGAAAAUACAUCUUUUCCUACGACAGCUUUCACUUUGGAGCUUUCUAACCCAGUACCAUAUAGACGACUGCUGGUGGGGGAUCCAAUCGAUUGAUGAUGCCUCUACUUUGGCUCUUAGUGCAACAUUAGCGCCAGAUGAAAUGAAUGGUGUUACGGCAUCGUCUGCUAUCAAGUGGACUUGAAGCAAGCUUUUUGAGUUAACAAAUCGAAGAGUACUUGUAGUGCUUCACUAACAACAGUCAUACAGGUCUCAGAGAUACUACAAACGUUGAUGUCAAGACUUUCCAAAAACUCAACUAGACCUAUUUGUUAACUGAACUUCAUCAGUGUGCUAACGUUGGAGGAAGACAUUUUGAAUGGCGCACAUGGUUUCAAGAGAGCUGAUUUAGAUUUCCUACUCGAUAGUAGCAUUCGGAAUUUCGGACAGUUAAUGACUUGAGUUCAUUUAGAAAGGACAUAACUUCGUCAUUGAUGAGCUGACUAUUCAGUUGAAAAAUAAAAGUAAAUGGAAUAGAAAGGGAAAUCGUACUUUAAUUACUUCAUUCUCAAGGUGAACUAUAUAAUAACACUCGCAACUGGAAAAGACGAGGCUGAUAGUUUCAUUAGCUAAAGUUAGCUACUUUUGCUAAAUCCUUAUGUUGACAGAUGAUUUUAAUAUUACUGGUUUAUAAUCACUGUUUGUGUAUGUAUUUAAUGAUACAACUCCUCGAAGGUUGACGUUUUAGAAACAGGUAAUUAUCUCCUGACUGUAAUGAUAAUUGGCUCCAGCCAAGCGAAAGGAGGUUAAAAAUAUGCGAAGUAAUGAGGUGAUAUUUGACGGAUCGACUUUGCACCUGUACGUGUGACUAACUGAAUUAUCGAGUUCUUAACGGUGUUUAUGGUAAAAUCCAAGUCAUUUUUUAGCAUAUUCAUAUGUUACACUUAAUGUGGUCUGAUUCGUUAAUAGAACACAAGAGAUCAACUGUGUUCAGGUUUUUUUAUGUGUUGUGUAUUUAUCAUGUCCUGAUUCCGGUACAAAUGGUCAAUUUCAUAUGGAAACUCUAUUAGAGAUAGAAAUGCGAACGCGAGAGAGAGAAUAAAGAAGCUGGUGAAUUGAUAGGAUUUAAAAGCACAUAUAUAUGAAAGUGAAUGUGUCAUCGAACGAUUUAAGCACCUAAUAUUUAAACUAGUAAAAGAGAUAUGUGUGUAAGCUAUAAUAAAUGAUUAAGUGUACAUGACCAUAUAGACAUAAUAAUAAUAAUAAUAAUAAUAAUAAUAAUAAUAAUAAUAAUAAUAAUAAUAAUAAUAAUAAUAAUAAUAAUAAUAAUAAUAAUAAUAAUAAUAAUAAUAGUAAUAGUAAUAGUAAUAGUAAUAGUAAUAAUAAUAGUAGUGAUACGAAGAUAUAGACAAACUGUUACUGUUCUAACGGCACUCUCUGUCAAAUAAGUUAGUUGAAGGGCUUAACAAAAUUAACGUAUACAGCUCAAGCUUAGAUGAGGUACUCUCAAUCGUUCAUGAUGAAAAAAUAUUCAUCUGAGCUAUAGUUUAUAAAAGGUUCAAGAUAGCUGAAAAGUGUUUCAUUAUGAUCAAAUCUAGACAGAUCACUAAUCCGUGAAAAUACGGAUUGUUGGUCAAAGCCACGUUACGGGUCAUUUUUUGCAUGUUAUUUGGAAAUAAGCUAUUCCGCUUUUAGAUUUAUUCAUAUAUCACUGAAAUCUUAUUUUCUCUUGAUGUAGAACUUGAUAAAGUCACACCUGUGUUAACUGAUUCAGCUACUUUUAUGUCCGAAAGUACGGAGAUACAAUCUGAGAUUCGUAAACCUGUUCAAAAUAUACAACCUAUCGAUACACUACAAACAUCAGUUAAUGCAAAAUCAAAAGAUGAUUCGCACAUAGAUAGUUUGCCUGUGAAGUCUGAAAAACCAAAAACAUCGGAUACUGAAGAGGUAACUGAGAUAUCUGCAGGUGAUUUAGCUGAAAUUCAUUCGGCUAUUGCUGAGUCCACACGUCAUUUAGAUAGUGAAACAAUCGAUGAAUUGAAGGAGCAAGUUGCAAAAUUACAACAAAAACGUCAGGCUGAAUUGGUGGCUUCUGAAGAAGUGACAGACAAACGAAAAUCAAAAGCUGCAUUACAUCUAGAAUCUCGUUUAGAGCGUUUAAUUAAAGAAAUGGAUACUAUGGUAGAUAGACUAAAUGAUAAACGUACCCAACUGUUAAAAGAUAUUGAAGUUUUUGAAAGCCAUAUAAAUGAAUCAACUGAAUCAAAGGAACGGUCUAAGAUAAUGGAUCAAAUCAAAGCAGAUCAUGAUCGUAUGGUAGACAUAAAUGAUUUGUUGAUUUCUUUGAAACGUAUUCAAAACAUUCCUGAUGAUACACGUUGGGAAAAGAUCUUGAAAGUUUUAGAUGAGGAUCAUGAUGGAAAAAUCGAGUUGAAUCAUAUAUUGUCUGUUAUCGAGCUUCUCGGUUCAGAGAAUGUGAAACUAUCCGGCAAAGAAAUUGCACGCGUUCUUGAAAUGAUUGAUAAUGAACAUUUGGCAAAAGCGAUCCCUACAGAAGAGUUGAAAGCUGAUAAAAACCGUUUAAAAUCAUCCGUCGAUGAUUCUUCUCAGGUCACUUCAAAGUAGAGGAGUGCUGUUUUGAUUUUUGUAGGUGAUAAAUUGCAUAUAUUGAAAAUUAUUGUAGUGUCAUUAAACCCACGGAGUGAAUUUCGAACAUGUUGGGGUUUAUUUUCUUAACGUAUUUCCUCCUAUUUUUAUUGUAGUCAUUAAAUAUUGCUGACGCAUAUAUAUAUCGUUGGUAUCAUUCGUGAUAUGUUCUGUUCAUUGAUAUUAUCAACUAAAACUUACCUCUUUUGUUCAAAUAACUUUUGUUGGUUUAUAACAAACUAAUCUUGUAAUAAGAGUAAUAAUAAUAAAUACAUCAAAUGUACAUGAGUUUUAUUUAUUUAGUACAAAACAUGACCACUUUUUUCCAUUUUAAGGUUUUGUAAAUCUUCUGUUCGGUUCCGUCAUAGAGGAGAAUUUGAUGACUUAAUGGAUAUAUUUUCGGUUUUAAGAUCGAUCAGAUAGAAUUCCAAUCAAUAGACAGUAUGAUAUGAUACAGUGUUGCUCAGUGAUGGCUGACCACGAGACUGGCUUGUUGACAUAAACCUCCAAAUUAUUUGAGACCAAAGAUAGGACUACUCUAGCUACUUGAUAAGUGACAGCCUUUGAGAAGGAGAUGCGGAAGUAGGAUAUAUCUAUCACACUGUGUCAAGUAAUAGGUCCGUUACGUGACAGUCUUAAGCCUGGGUAAAUGAGGGUGGUCGGACAUAGGAUCAGCAAACCCAUAUUGUAGAAAAGAACCAAAGCAAAAACCAAUUGCUCCAUUUUAGCUCAGCCCUGCGAGUUGUAGGG
Schistosoma haematobium is the source of this 7580-nucleotide messenger RNA. RefSeq names its product letm1 and EF-hand domain-containing protein 1, mitochondrial. Bases 5967 to 6809 code for a protein of 280 amino acids. Gene Ontology annotation, molecular function: calcium ion binding; ribosome binding. Gene Ontology annotation, biological process: intracellular monoatomic cation homeostasis. The transcript is spliced from 11 exons. Lineage: Eukaryota; Metazoa; Platyhelminthes; Trematoda; Strigeidida; Schistosomatidae. The record is from RefSeq and is a predicted model, not a curated record. Gene Ontology annotation, cellular component: mitochondrial inner membrane.